UUAUGUGCUUUUUAUGUAUUCAUCAUUGUGAUGACUGUGCUUUUCAAACUGAUAUCGUUUUCUUUUUAGUUUAGCUGAUUUUAUUUCUUUUUGUGUGUAAAGUGUUUCGUUUUUGGAUGUAAAUUCGUUUAUCUACGCGUUUAAAUCCGAUUUAAAUGUUUUAAGUAGUUACACAGUGUCGAGGUCGCCUAAACCUAGCUUAUCUACCGCAAAACGGAUUACCACCGCAAGUGGACUUUGACCAGUCUCACGGAGGCAUUGUUCAAGAGGGCUGCAACUCAAUAAUUGACUUGUAAUGUUGCGUGUUCCAAGAUCCUCGCUGGGCCUGACCUUUUGCCGUGGAAAGGCCACCCGUCCGACGUCCGGCGAUGACUACCAGUACAUGCAGCGUACGCGCAUUCCGAUGCUUCACUUCCAACCUUCCCUGCCGAGGCUUCCGAUUCCGGCGUUGGAAAAAACCUGCGAGCGAUACUUGGCCGCCCAGCAGCCACUGUUGAUCGAAGAAGCGUUCCGCAAGACCAAGGACAACGUCGAUCGUUUCCUCACCACGACCGGGCCUCAGCUGCAGCAGUUGCUCAAGGCGAAGGACGCCAAGAAUAAGCACACCAGCUACAUUUCGGAACCCUGGUUCGACAUGUACCUGCGGGACCGUGUUCCGCUGCCCAUCAACUACAAUCCGCUGCUGAUGAUGAACCCGGACGCGAGGCCAGCCUACAACGAUCAGCUGGUGCGAACCACCAACCUGGUCGUGAGUUCGCUCCGCUUCAUGAAGAGUCUGCGCGCCCAACAGCUCGAACCGGAAGUGUUUCACCUUAAUCCGGCCAAGAGCGACACGCACACGUUCCGCACGGUCGCCUCGAUGACGCCGUCCUUCAUCUCCACGUACGUGGCGUACGCGUUCAAGGCGUUUCCGCUGGACAUGAGCCAGUACCAGGGACUGUUUGGAGCGACGCGCAUUCCGGAAACGGACAAGGAUCGGAUCUACAGGAAUGAGGACUCGCGCCACUUGGUGGUACUGAGAAAUGGCAAUUUCUACUCCGUUGACGUGCUGGAUGAAGCAGGAAACAUUGAAUCUCCGGAGACACUGUUGGCACGCUUCCAGCACGUGUUGUCCGACAAUCGACCUCCGGCGGAGAACCCGCUAGGGCUGCUUACAACCGAAAAUCGUGACACGUGGGCCAAGAUACGGUACCACUUGAGCGAAAUUGGCAACGAAAAAGCGCUGCGUAUGGUGGAUUCGGCCCUGUUUUGUCUCUGCCUGGACGACAGCAGCAUCGACCCGGAACGGCCAAUCCCGAUGAUUCGAAACUUCCUGUUCGGCGAAGGCAACAACCGGUGGUUCGACAAGUCCUUCUCGCUGAUCGUAGCCAAAGACGGAACUGCGGGCAUCAACUUUGAGCAUUCGUGGGGUGAUGGAGUUGCGGUUCUGCGUUACUUCAACGAAAUCUACAAGGAAACCACGCAGAACCCGUUUGUCCACCCGGGACUGCAGCCGAAAGAUUCGAGCAAAAGCGAAGACGUGGUCAAGUUCAUCGAGUUCAAAGUGGACGAUCGGAUUCGGGACGGAGUCAUCGCCGCCCAAAAUCAUCACAACGCCAUCAUGGACUCGCUGGACAUGAACUACCUCAAGUACGACGGAAUCAACAAAAACGUAUGCAAACAGAAACGCAUCAGCCCGGACUCGGUGAUGCAGCUCGGAUUCCAGCUGGCGUUCUACAAACAGCACGGAAAGUUCGUGGCCACGUACGAGUCCUGCAGCACGGCAGCCUUCCGCCACGGCCGUACGGAAACCAUGCGACCUUGCACGGUGGCCACCAAGGAGUUCUGCGAAACGAUCGAACGCAAGCAGAACCCGGCGUCGGCCGCCGAACUGCGCCAGCUCAUGGACAACUGUUCUGCGGUGCACGGUCAACUCACGAAGGAUGCCGCCAUGGGUCAGGGCUUCGACCGACACCUGUUUGGUCUUCGUCACACGGCCCAGUCCAACGACAUCGCACUGCCUUGCAUCUUUGAGGAUCCGGCGUACGCCGCAAUCAACCACAACAUCCUUUCCACCAGUACGCUGUCGUCGCCUGCCCUGCUGGCCGGAGGAUUUGGCCCCGUUGUCAAGGACGGAUACGGCAUCGGGUACAACAUUCAGGAAGGGUUCCUGGGCAGCGUCGUCACGAGCUACAAGCCGGACCGCGACGGGGUCGAGUUUGUGCAGUGUUUGCGCGCGGCGUACGAGGACAUUGCGAAGGUGCUGAACGAGUCGAAACCGACCAAGUAAAGCGUGGCGCGCAAUGGUGGUUAUGGAAUUGCAAUAUUCGCUAGGUUUACAGUUUUAAACUGCAUGUUGUUUUGUAUCGCAUUUUAGAGCCUUUUUGAGUAUUUCGUUAAUAAAAAUUUAAACAAUUGAAA
Molecule: messenger RNA, 2400 nt
Organism: Culex pipiens pallens (northern house mosquito)
Lineage: Eukaryota; Metazoa; Arthropoda; Insecta; Diptera; Culicidae
Gene: CPT2
Product: carnitine O-palmitoyltransferase 2, mitochondrial
Exons: 3
Coding region: 296-2269 (657 amino acids)
Biological process (GO): fatty acid beta-oxidation
Cellular component (GO): mitochondrion
Molecular function (GO): carnitine O-palmitoyltransferase activity
Source: RefSeq, a predicted model, not a curated record